Penicillium argentinense is the source of this 1833-nucleotide messenger RNA. RefSeq lists its product as uncharacterized. The record is from RefSeq and is a predicted model, not a curated record. NCBI's taxonomy places the organism in Eukaryota, Fungi, Ascomycota, Eurotiomycetes, Eurotiales, Aspergillaceae. The coding region runs from base 1 to 1833 and encodes 610 amino acids. The transcript has 7 exons. Gene Ontology annotation, molecular function: protein binding.
AUGUACAACGCCCACCGCGGGAUGGUGCCCGCUCCCAACUCUCGCCUGACGGAGUUGCUGGAUCAACUGCGACAGGAGUUCGAGAACCAGUCGCGAAGCACCGGCGAAUAUGAACAUCAGUUGACCGGACAGCUCCAGGAAAUGGAGAUGAUCCGUCAGAAGGUUUACCAGCUGGAGCAGACCCAGAUCAAGAUGAAGCAAGAGUAUGUUUCUAUGAAUGCCCCUACUCUGCUACACCGACUCUUGAUGAUGCUUACUGACAUCUCCCGCGCGCACAAUAGCUACGAAGCCGAGAUCCGAAUGUUGCGACACGAACUUGAAUCUCGCGGCGUGCAGCCCGUCUCUCACAUUGCGCCCGCGCAGCAUACGGGCCCCCAGGCUCAGCCCCCAUCGUUGGGCCACGGCCCUAGCAAUCUAUUCAGCGGUAUCAUGACCAACCCCGGAGGUAGUGGACCCGGUCUUGCCCCUCCCCCUUCCCAGGAUCAGCAGACUGCCCAGCAGAACCUUCAACAGCCUGCCGCGGUUGCCCUAUCUGGUGCGCCGCCGCCCCCGCAGAGCUCAUCUGGAGGAUAUCCGCCUGGCGCUGCUGUGAACGGUUACGGACCUCCUCCCCCUCCGACUGCUUCUCCUGGUCCUGGUAAGGGCCGUCGCCCUGCUCCUGGCCCGGCCACUCCUCAACAGACGCACGUUGCCGCCUAUCCGGACCCUCGCGCUUCGCCGCAGAUUCCUCGUCCGACCCCGCCGAAUCAGUCGAUCGUCCGUACCGAGCGCGUGGGUAAUAUGUUGGCCAACUGGAACCCCGAGGACCUGCCCCCAUCCCAAAAGCGUGAGGGCCAGGACUGGUAUGCUGUAUUCAACCCAGAGGUGCAGCGCGUGCUGGAUGUCGAGCUUGUGCACCACCUCCUUCACGACAGUGUGGUUUGCUGUGUUCGUUUCAGCCGUGACGGCAAGUACCUGGCCACUGGUUGCAACCGCUCUGCUCAGAUCUUCGAUGUGACCACUGGUCAGAACGUGGCUACCCUUCAAGAUGAGAAUGUCGACAAGGAUGGCGACCUCUACAUCCGUAGCGUUUGCUUCAGCCCUGAUGGCAAGUAUUUGGCUACCGGUGCCGAAGACAAGCAGAUUCGGGUUUGGGAUAUCCAGGCGCGCACUAUCAAGCACAUCUUCACCGGUCACGAGCAGGACAUCUAUUCCCUUGACUUUGCCGGCAACGGUCGUUACAUUGCUUCAGGCAGUGGCGACAAGACCGUGCGCCUCUGGGAUAUUCUCGACGGCAAGCUCGUUUACACCCUCAGCAUUGAGGAUGGCGUCACCACGGUGGCUAUGUCGCCCGAUGGUCACUACGUCGCUGCCGGCUCGCUGGACAAGAGCGUGCGUGUCUGGGACACGACCACUGGCUACCUGGUGGAGCGUCUGGAGAACCCUGAUGGCCACAAGGACAGCGUGUACUCGGUUGCCUUCGCGCCCAAUGGCCGCGACCUGGUUAGCGGCAGUCUCGACAAGACUAUCAAGCUCUGGGAGCUUACCGUCCCUCGUGGCAUGCACCCUCACAGCGGCGUGAAGGGCGGCAAGUGCGUUCGGACAUUCGAGGGCCACAAGGACUUUGUUCUUAGUGUUUGCCUGACGCCCGAUGGUCAGUGGGUCAUGAGUGGCUCGAAGGACCGUGGGGUUCAGUUCUGGGAUCCGAUCACCGGCAAUGCUCAGAUGAUGUUGCAGGGCCACAAGAACUCCGUUAUCUCGGUGGCACCCGCCCCAACCGGCAAUCUCUUUGCAACUGGCAGUGGAGACAUGCGUGCACGGAUCUGGAGGUACUCGAACUACACUGGACGGUAA